Sturnus vulgaris (Common starling) is the source of this 1413-nucleotide messenger RNA. The record is from RefSeq and is a predicted model, not a curated record. NCBI's taxonomy places the organism in Eukaryota, Metazoa, Chordata, Aves, Passeriformes, Sturnidae.
AUGCGCCAGCCUCGCUUCCCCCUCGGGUGUCCGUCCCGCACCUAUCGGCGCCCAAACGUCACCCACGCACAGCGGUACCAUCCAUCCAUCACCCGCCCACACCGGUACCGUCCAUCCAUUCGCCCCCGUCCCCGCUCCCUCACUGCUGCCCCACGCACCAGCACCUCGGCCCCCGCCGCCCCUUCCCCACGUCUCCGCACCGCUGGCCCGUCCCGCAGCCUGGCUCCAGGCGCAACACCUGGCUCCCAGCCGCACCUCCCCGCGGGUACCCGCGCCGGUCCCGUCUCCGGUUCCGGCGGGAGCCCCGUGCCACCGCCUCCUCCUGCUGCCGCCGGUGCCGUGGCUGCUCAUCCUGCUGGAGGAGAUGGUUCCACCGGCUCUCGAGACCCUCCGGCUCCAGAUCCCCGCUGCCGCUGCAGCCCCCCGACCCCCAGCCCUGGGCAGGGCAGGCUCCAGGCCCGCCAGCAGCUGAGCGUCGCCUGCGCCGUCUGCUGCCUCUUUAUGGUCGGGGAGGUGAUAGGUGGGUACCUGGCACACAGCCUGGCCAUCAUGACGGAUGCAGCCCACCUGCUGACGGACGUGGGCAGCAUGUCCGUCAGCCUCUUCUCCCUCUGGGUCUCCAGCCGCCCGCCCACCAAGACCAUGACCUUUGGCUGGCACCGCUCAGAGACACUCGGUGCACUGGCCUCUGUCCUCUCUAUCUGGGUCGUGACUGCAGCUCUUGUCUAUCUGGCGGCCGCCCGCAUUAUCAGCAACGACUACGAGAUCGAGGCGCAAGCGAUGCUGGCCACAUCCGCCUGUGCUGUCGGCGUCAAUCUGGUCAUGGCCUACAUCCUGCACCAGUCCCCUGCUGGCCACGGCCAUGGCACAGGGGCCUACGAGAUGCUGGAGAGCUCUGCGUCCUGCCAGCCCAGCCACAGCCCCCUGCCCGGCAGCACCAGCGUGAGGGCAGCCUUCGUCCACGUGGUGGGUGAUCUGCUGCAGAGCGUCAGUGUCCUCGUGGCUGCCACCAUCAUCUACUUCAAGCCCCAGUGCAAGAUUGCAGACCCCAUCAGCACCCUCUUCUUCUCGGUCUUUGUCCUUGGCUCCACAAUCACCAUCCUCAGAGACGUCUUCAGGGUCCUCAUGGAAGGGACACCGCAGGGCCUGGAGUUCGAUGCGGUGAAGGAGGUGCUGCUGGAGACCAGCGGGGUGCGGGGUGUCCAUGACCUGCACCUCUGGGCGCUGACGCUGAGCCACCCCGCCGUGUCGGUGCACGUGGCUGUGGAUGCCAGUGCUGACGCUGAGACGGUGCUGCAGGAGGUCACUGCCCGGCUCCAGAGCAGGUUUGGCUUUGCCUUGUGCACGGUACAGGUGGAGCGGCACCAGGAGGAGACAGCAGGUUGUCCUCACUGCCAGGACCCCCGAACCUGA